Babesia bovis T2Bo is the source of this 1409-nucleotide messenger RNA. Its product is annotated as WW domain containing protein. The record is from RefSeq and is a predicted model, not a curated record. Lineage: Eukaryota; Apicomplexa; Aconoidasida; Piroplasmida; Babesiidae. Gene Ontology annotation, molecular function: protein binding; RNA binding. Gene Ontology annotation, cellular component: U2-type prespliceosome; U1 snRNP. Bases 4 to 1377 code for a protein of 457 amino acids. The transcript has 6 exons. Gene Ontology annotation, biological process: mRNA cis splicing, via spliceosome.
ACAAUGGCGGUAUCAAAUGCAUAUUGGACAGAGCACGUUUCCAAAGACGGUCGUCGUUAUUUCUAUAACCAACAGACUAAAAAAUCACAAUGGGAGAAGCCAGACGAGUUGAAGACUGACCUGGAGCGCAAAAUAGAGUCUAGGACUAAUUGGAAGCAAUUUGAAACUGCGGAAGGCAAGGUGUACUACUACAAUAGCGUGACACGUCAGAGCGUAUGGAGCAAGCCUCAGGAAGUCCUUGACGUUAUAAGUGAGCAUGAGCGUGAAGAGCUAUCAACUAAAGAGAAUGCCAAGGUUGCAUUUUCUCGGUGGCUUGAAGAGUUCAAUUUCACUCGGCGUACAACAUGGGACAUGGCUGUUAGGCUACUGGAGGUUAAUGAGCGAUGGCCCAAGUUCGCGAUUCUCACUAAGGGCGAGAAGAAGCAGCUGUUUUCGGAGUUUACAAGUCAGGCUCAACGUCGCCAUCAUGAGGAGAUGCGUCGUAAGCGCGGGAUGAUAGGCGACCUGAUAAUCAACGAGUUGGAAAAGUGGGAGGAAUUAACACCCUAUACAACCUAUGUUGAGUUUGCGGAACGAUGCCACACCCGUGAGUGGUGGACCUGGGCUGAUGAGAAGACCAGGGAUGGUAUAUUCCAGGAGACCAUGGAGCGCAUGGACCAUGAAUUAAAGGAGCGCCAAAGGGAGCGCCGCCGCGUAUCCAUGGAGAAACUGGAGGCUGAAAUGGAGAAGCUAGUCACCGACGACAUGCCGCAGUGGCCCAAUGUGAAACGUCAAUUUACUGGUUUCGAGGGGUUGCAUCUCCUCGACAUACUGGAAUGUCACCAGGUUGUAUUUAAGCGGCAUUACCGUAACCACGUAAAGGAAGCUGAAAAACGUGCUUACCGUGCCCAACGUAAGCGUCGGCAGCAUUUCGUAGCUUUCCUAGAGGACUGUGUUGCCAAGGGUACGAUCAAUGGCCGCACUGUGUUUGAGGAUUUCAUCAAGGCUCACAGUACUGAAGCCAUGUAUUUAGACAUUGUUGGACAGCCCGGCUCAACUCCGUAUGACCUAUUCAAGGACGUCCACUCGCCUAUAAGGAAACAAUAUAAAAUAGAGCGUGAAAAUGUGAAGCAGCUGAUUAAUCAAGGCAUAUUGGAUCGCGGUGCCAGUUUAGCGGACUAUGAGCGUAUAUGCCUAGGCAACAAGGCGUGUUCACCGGAGAACGUUGCACUAAUCCACGAAAGCCUUCGUCGUCGUCUGCAUUCUGAACGAAGAAAUCGUUCUUUAAGUGCAGAGGAAGGUGAAAUCCGGAAUAGUGACGUUUCGGAAUCCAGUCGUGAUUCUGUAGACACCCACACUGAGUUGGGAGACCCCAAGCGCCGUCGGCUCGAUGGUUAACACACUGGCUGGCGGUGACCGCACACAUGUAC